Messenger RNA from Annulohypoxylon maeteangense, 2101 nucleotides. RefSeq names its product glycosyltransferase family 21 protein. Gene Ontology annotation, molecular function: ceramide glucosyltransferase activity. Gene Ontology annotation, biological process: glucosylceramide biosynthetic process. The record is from RefSeq and is a predicted model, not a curated record. The transcript is spliced from 2 exons. Lineage: Eukaryota; Fungi; Ascomycota; Sordariomycetes; Xylariales; Hypoxylaceae. The coding region runs from base 332 to 1966 and encodes 544 amino acids. Gene Ontology annotation, cellular component: membrane.
CAACGAACUAUUUUCCUCUAAACUAAAUCGAUAAUGCCGAAGUGGAUUCAUAGAUUUGACAACCAACGCUACAACGAUGCUUGACAUAUGAUCGUCACUUAUCGCAGAAUGUUAGGAAAUAACUGUGGCCUUUGAAGAUGAGGAUUUUCUCCAUCCUGUCCAACGGCUUCUGUCUCUCAUUCAGCUAGACUUCUAUUUACUCUUCGUAACAGCAUUCAUUCGUUUCAACUCAUCUGACCUCUGUAUAACCUCUUCGCCUAACCACUUUGUCCAUUCAUCUAUUCACCGAAUGCCCUGUAGUUAGACUCACCAUCCUGUUUGACAUGUCCCAAUGUUCUCUACCGUAACUGAGGUAUUAGGCGGCGUCGGCAUCUUUUGGGGCUUCUUCGUCGUUCUAGUUCAAGCUAUUGGAAGUUACAAGAUCUUCCGUAAUUAUUCAUCAGUCCCGCCCGAACCGGUCUCUCCACACCUACCGAAAGACGAUGUGCCUCAUGUAACCAUAAUCCGACCUGCCAAAGGCCUCGAGCCCGGUUUAUACGAAUGUCUAGCCUCCGUCUUCCAUCAGUCUUACCCAAAAGACAAGUUGACCAUUUACUUCUGCGUAUCGUCUAAGGAAGAUGCAGCGUAUCCGGUCAUCCGAAAACUACUCGACAACUACCCUGACUUCGACGCCAAAGUUUUCGUUGAGGCUGAAGACCCUUACCUCCACGGCGAAGAUGGUCAUGUAGAUAACGUCGGUCCAAACCCGAAGAUCCGAAAUCUGAGUAGAGCGUAUAGAGAGGCAAAAGGAGAUAUAAUAUGGCCACUAGACUGCAAUGUAUGGAUCGCGAGAGAUGUGGCCGGUCGUAUGGUUGACAAGCUCUGCGGAUAUCUGCCCAACGGGAAACAAGCCAAACCCUUCAAAUUCGUACAUCAACUACCUCUAGUCGUAGACACCGUCACCUCCAUGAGCAGUUCAAACGCCGAAGGUCAAACACUCCUAUCCGGAUCAGCGGUAACGGGUGGAUCCGACGCAGAAUCCAACGUCGACGUGCCGACCUCCAUCCUCUCCAGAUCUCUAGCCCACGGCGGAGGUCGACUCGAAGAAAUGUUCAUGGCCACAACCCACGCCAAAUUCUACGGCGCCAUAAACACCGUCGGCGUCGCCCCGUGCAUCGUAGGGAAGAGCAACAUGUUCCGCAAAUCGCACCUAGACCGCGUGACCGACCCGGCCCAAAACCCGAUCUUGACGGGAAGAGCCGCAACUCUGCCCAAAGGCCUAGACCACUUCUCCCUAUUCAUGUGCGAGGAUCACGUCAUCGGCGACCUCCUCUGGCGGUCCGACCUGCCGGGCUUCGCGAAUCACGGACUCGUCUGGGGCGACUUGGCGAUCCAACCGAUGGCAGGCAUGUCUGUGCCUGCAUACGUCGCACGCAGGGUGAGAUGGCUGCGGGCUCGGAAAUGGACCGUGCUGUCGGCCACGCUAGUGGAACACGGCGUGGAGAGCCUCGUGUGCUGCUUCUACGUGUCCUUCGGGCUGACGACCGUGUCGUGGUUUCACCAGAACCUUGGCGUCCCACAGACAUGGCGCGCCAUGUGGUAUUUUUGGCUCGCCGGCGUCGCGGCUUGGAUGCUCGUCGACCGCGUCGUAUUUAAAAAGCUGCACGCCGGCCAGAGCAUCCACGUGGACGAACACACGCCCGCGUUCGCGCGAGGUUUCAGCCACGGCGGGGCGGAGAAGCGCCGAUUCGGCGAGUGGUUCCUCGCUUGGUUGGGACGAGAGGUUUUGGCUUUGCCUAUCUGGACCUGGGCCGUCUUCCUUGGUGCUACCGUGAAUUGGAGGGGUAAGCGGUUUCGCGUUCGAUCAGAUAUGACCGUCGUCUCCAUCGAUGCCGAUGACGAGGAGGAGCAAGGUCUUAUGGAACAGGACGGACACGGCGGUGGCGGUCGCACGUCGACGUCGAGUACAAGAGGGAAGAUAGACUAGACCUAUGAUACCCCAGCAUGACCUAUAGUAAUUUAUAAUCUAUUGCAUCCAACGAUGACGACAGCCUGGAUCUAUGGAUCUAUCACGGCCUAUCGUGUGUGGCCUUCCCCUGGUAAGGUUUCGGCCCAGGUGUCU